Lates calcarifer (barramundi perch) is the source of this 2160-nucleotide messenger RNA. RefSeq names its product creatine kinase, mitochondrial 1 (gene ckmt1). Gene Ontology annotation, biological process: phosphocreatine biosynthetic process. Gene Ontology annotation, molecular function: creatine kinase activity. The record is from RefSeq and is a predicted model, not a curated record. Bases 141 to 1385 code for a protein of 414 amino acids. The transcript is spliced from 9 exons. Lineage: Eukaryota; Metazoa; Chordata; Actinopteri; Centropomidae. Gene Ontology annotation, cellular component: mitochondrion.
CCGGUUAAAUCUUGGCGUUAUCAUUCCAUCAGAGGCACUUGAUCACUCCACCGGCGCUCCCAUCUACCUGUGCCUCCCUCCCCUGCGAACGUGGACAUAAGACAGUUAUUUUUUUAACACAUUAAAAGAAAGGAAUCAAAAUGGCCAGCAGCUUUUCUAGGAUUCUGUCCUCCAAACGGAAUAUCGGGAUCCUGUCGCUGGUGGGAGGCUCGGUAACGGCAGGAUUUCUGCUGCACCGGGAUCAUGUCAGCGCCGAACAUGUCCGCAGGAGGUACCCCGCCAGUGCAGAGUUCCCUGACCUGCGCAAGCACAACAACUGCAUGGCCAGUAACCUGACACCUGCCAUUUAUGCCAAGCUGUGUGAUAAAGCCACUCCCAAUGGUUACACACUGGACAUGGCCAUCCAGACGGGCGUGGACAACCCUGGGCACCCCUUCAUCAAGACUGUUGGCAUGGUGGCAGGAGACGAGGAGUCUUAUGAGGUAUUUGCAGACCUGUUGGACCCCGUCAUCAAAGAGAGGCAUAAUGGCUACGACCCCAAAACCAUGAAGCACCCCACCGACCUGGACUCCAGCAAGAUCCAGUCGGGCCAAUUUGACGAGCGCUACGUGCUGUCCUCCAGGGUGAGGACGGGCCGCAGUAUCCGAGGGCUGAGCCUUCCCCCCGCCUGCACCCGGGCAGAGCGCAGGGAAGUGGAGAGGGUGGUGGUGGAUGCCCUCAGUGGCCUGAAGGACGACCUGGUGGGGAAAUACUACAGUCUCACCCAGAUGACAGAAAAGGAGCAGCAACAGCUCAUUGAUGACCACUUCCUGUUCGACAAGCCUGUGUCACCCCUCCUGACGUGUGCAGGUAUGGCUCGUGACUGGCCAGAUGCCCGCGGUAUUUGGCACAACAACGAGAAGACAUUCCUGAUCUGGAUCAAUGAGGAGGAUCACACCAGGGUCAUCUCCAUGGAGAAGGGAGGCAACAUGAAGAGAGUGUUUGACAGGUUCUGCAGAGGCCUCAAGGAGGUGGAGCGUCUGAUCCAGGAGAGAGGCUGGGAGUUCAUGUGGAACGAGAGGCUCGGUUACAUCCUCACCUGCCCCUCCAACCUGGGCACAGGGCUCAGGGCCGGGGUCCACGUCAAACUGCCCCUGCUGAGCAAGGAUCCCCGCUUCAGUAAGAUCCUGGACAACCUGCGUCUGCAGAAGCGAGGGACAGGUGGUGUAGACACUGCUGCCGUGGGUGGUGUGUUCGACAUCUCCAACCUGGACCGCCUGGGACAGUCUGAGGUCCAGUUGGUGCAGACAGUGAUUGAUGGCGUCAACUACCUGAUCGAGUGUGAGAAGAGACUGGAGAGAGGCCAGGACAUCAAGGUGCCCGCACCCAUCAAGCAGUUCAAGUAGACACUGAUCCCUGACCUGCGCACACAACCCUCUGGGCACACACAUAUGCACAAACACCCUGCUCUGUACCCAUAGAUAUGAUAAAUAUCUAUGUCAUUGCCUCAUUUAUUACCACUACUUAUCUAAUCACCUCUCCCUGCCCCACAAUAUAUCUCUAUAAUAUAACCUACAUAUAUCACAUGCAGCUAUCUGGCUAAAAUAACCAGAGUCCCAGAAUACUGUAUUGGGCUUAAGUGUGUUUCAGAUGCAUCUGAAGUUUAAACUCAAAUUCAAACCUGGCUAUAAAAUGGCGGCAAAGAUUAAUGAAGGAUGCACAAACGGAGCAAAGAUGGCCGCCAGUUUGCCCGUCUCUGCAUGGCCAAACAGUAUCUAUGGCUCUUCUCUCAAACCACUCCUAAGCCCACCAAACCUGGCUUUACCCUGCCUCAGCCCCUUCCCGCCGCAUGUCCUUUACUCAUACAGCCUUUCUCUUCCCCUCACUCCUGUGUGUUGAUCGGUCAUGACUAUUAUCUGGUGCUUGUAUAGUCCAUCCAUUUGUGCUAUUUUCUUCCAUCGUGGAUUGUGUGUACAUAGUUUCUUUUAACCAUUUCAAGUGGAUUUUGAAUGUAGAUUAACAGAAGAGACUCGUGGAUUUGUACGUUUGAGGUUGUAAUGUUAUGGCACACCCUGGCCGGGCUGGGUUCUGUACUGUAAGCUACUGAAGCAAUAUCAUUCCAGCUCAUUACUGAAUGUCACUGUAAUGUCUUUUAUUAAAGAAGUCAUCUAUUUAACAGUA